Molecule: messenger RNA, 1135 nt
Organism: Rhodofomes roseus
Lineage: Eukaryota; Fungi; Basidiomycota; Agaricomycetes; Polyporales; Fomitopsidaceae
Product: P-loop containing nucleoside triphosphate hydrolase protein
Exons: 5
Coding region: 187-1005 (272 amino acids)
Biological process (GO): DNA repair
Molecular function (GO): ATP-dependent polydeoxyribonucleotide 5'-hydroxyl-kinase activity; polynucleotide 3'-phosphatase activity; double-stranded DNA binding
Source: RefSeq, a predicted model, not a curated record
GCAAGAAUUAUCGCAGGCUGCCUUUCGCGUUCUCUCGGAGGGAUUGUUCACGACUUCUGGCCCGCCGUUAUAGCGGCACUCCAUCGUUUCAGUCUUCCUGCUAGACUCCUCAGAAAAUACCCUGCGGCUCGGUCGUACUCACCAUUGAACUUUGUCAUCUUGUACCACCAAGGCUAAACAGAGGUCAUGAACCCGGACAACGUAAAAGUGGUCCUCAUCCUGGUCGGGCUUAUUGGGUCGGGGAAGUCCACUUUCGCCCAAGCGUUGGAAAAACACGUCCCUCGCUUCAGACGAUGCAACCAGGACGACCUCGGCAACAGACAACGCGUAGAGGCACUCGCCCGGGAGAGCCUGGACGAGGGCCUCUCGGUGUGCAUUGACCGGUCGAACUUCGACGCUCGACAGCGGGCGACGUGGAUCAGCAUCGCGCGCGAGUUCCCAGGGACGGAGGCGUGGGUCCUCGUCCUUGACACGCCGUACGAGGUAUGCGCGCAACGGCUCCAAGAACGCACAGACCACCCGACAAUCAAGUCACCCUCCGAAGCGCUCCCCAUCCUCUCCCGCUUCUCUUCCCAAUACCGCCCGCCCUCGGCGCACGAGGGCUACACCCGCUUCCUCAGCCUCCCACCCAGCGAGCAGCCGCUUGAGUACACGCGCGAGGACGUUCUCGCCAUUCUUGACCGCCUGCGCGACGCGCAGCCCCCGCCGGAGCCGCAGUCCCGGAUCGACGCGUUCUUCCCGGCUGCGGGCAGAGGUUACGGAGUGCGAGGAGGAUGGCGUGGAGGCGGUGGGGGCGGUGGGUAUCGAGGAUAUGGAGGCGACGGGUAUCGAGGAUAUGGAGGCGACGGGUAUCGAGGAUAUGGAGGCGGCGGGUAUCGUGGGGCUGGUAGCAGCGGAUCUCGAGGGGCGUCGGGUUCGACGCGGGGACAUGGGUACAUGCCUUAUGAGAGACGAGGUUGGUCUGCAGAAGGUAGUUCUCAGCCGCAACAGAGGCCAGGACCAUGAGGGGUCCCAUUCAGACUCCCGGGGACGAGGAUGCGGAUGCGUCGAGUCGGACUCGUGGAGACGCGACGAAAUGCGGCCUGACGUUGGGAUAUGUGAGUUCCUACAUCUUCUUAGCACUGUCUUGUGACCC